CAGUGUUGCGCCUGGAAGUUGUGCACCUUCUGCAGUUACUCUGCUUUCUGUGCAGCUGGUGAGCUUCAGGCUGAAAACAUGGCGAAGUACACUGCCAAAGACAUGACUCUGAUGUGGGGCGCCGGCUCGCCGCCCUGCUGGAGGGUCAUGAUUGCUCUCGAGGAGAAAAACCUGCAGGGUUACACAUCAAAACUGUUCUCCUUUGAAAAAAUGGAGCACAAAUCGGCAGAAGUCAUGCAGCUGAAUCCCAGGGGUCAACUUCCUGCUUUCAAAGUGGGGGAUUACAUCCUAAACGAGUCGAUUGCAGCGUGCCUUUUUCUCGAGAACCAGUACAAGUCCCAGGGGAACCCGCUGAUCCCAGAAUGCCCCGCUGAGCUGGCGACGAUGUACCAACGCAUGUUUGAAGUUCUGACUCUAAACCAGAAAACAGGGGAUGUUCUCUACUACAACUGGAAGGUGCCAGAGGAGGAGCGAUUUGACUCUGCUGUGAAGAGAAACAGAGAGACUCUAACGGAGGAGGUCAAGCUCUGGGAAGGAUACCUGAAGUUUCCCUUCUUAGCAGGGAAGCACUUUACACUGGCUGAUGUUGUGUUUUUCCCGAACGUCGCAUACCUCUUCCAUUUUGGGUUAUGUCCCAAGCGUUACCCUAAACUGGACAAAUACUACAACAGCCUGAAAGAUCGGCCCAGCAUCAAAACCACCUGGCCUCCUAAUUGGCUUGAGAACCCACAGGGACAAGAUGUGCUGAAAGACAUCUGAGUUCUCCACCAGUGAUACUAAGCUCCUCCUCCCAGAGUGACGUGUCACCACUACGGGCACUGCCUGGUCAAUAUGCACUUGGUUAACCAGCCAUUUGACUUGUUAGAUGCAGCUUUAUUGUAUGCUGAAAAAUACCACCUGAAUAAAUAACUUCCACUUCUUGAA
Molecule: messenger RNA, 924 nt
Organism: Thalassophryne amazonica
Lineage: Eukaryota; Metazoa; Chordata; Actinopteri; Batrachoidiformes; Batrachoididae
Product: glutathione S-transferase A-like
Exons: 6
Coding region: 79-759 (226 amino acids)
Source: RefSeq, a predicted model, not a curated record